CUAUGAUUAUUAAAAUCCUGCUGCUCAUAUUUGUGGUGUCUUCGGUAAAAGCUGAGAAAGAGGAGACCGAGAAAUAUGACUUCAAAACUGAAAAAGAAUUGAUGGAUGCUUGGAAAGCUUAUAAGAUUAAAUACGGAAAAUCUUACGGCCCAGCUGAAGAUGCCAUACAUCUCCGAGAGUUUGUGAAAUCAUGUCGGCUGAUAACAAAACAAAAUAAAUUAUAUGACCAAGGAUUAAGUACCUCGGUUGCGGGUUUGAAUGAGUUUGCAGAUAUGACUGACGAAGAAAUGAAACCUUGGAGAGGUUAACUUUAUUGACCAAUUGCCAUAUAAUCAAAGUUCUCAGUUAUUGAAACCUAACUAAAUGUGAAAUA
This is a messenger RNA of Pectinophora gossypiella (pink bollworm), 373 nucleotides long. Its product is annotated as cathepsin Q-like. Lineage: Eukaryota; Metazoa; Arthropoda; Insecta; Lepidoptera; Gelechiidae. The transcript is spliced from 2 exons. Bases 3 to 308 code for a protein of 101 amino acids. The record is from RefSeq and is a predicted model, not a curated record.